GUAGUUUUGUUCCGUGUCAACGAAAAUAGUAGCUAGCUAGCUACUCUAGCACUUGGCCACCGCAUAACUUUAGCUAAAAACACUUUAUUCCAGUAGCUCGCGUCCCUUCACUGCAUACGUUAUUUACCCCCAACAAGCAGGCUGUUUUUAGCAAAAUAACGAACUGGAGUUUACUUGCUAUAAGUGUAUCGGAACUUUUGAGGAGAAGCAUUUCAGCUAGCAAGCUGCAGCUGGAUAACGCGUUAGCAUAACUUGAUCGCUUGCUUGGCCAGUCGAGAUCUAAAUAGUCGUUAAUAACUGCAUUAUUCACUAAUUUGAGGUGUCGUGGACCACUUUCUCGUCAAUCAAACAUAAGCUGCAAACAUUUAUUAGUUGCUAGCUACCGUUACUAUUUCGACGAGGAUCACUGAGAGCUAGCUAGCCCCAGUCACCUGAAUACUAUUAUUUUUCUGAAGACAUGGUAAGUCAUAUUUGUUUACAAACACUUUCAUAAAUGGAUACAAUCAUUGGUUAUUUAGCUAACUAACCUAGCAAGUCAAUUGUUUGCCAGCUGUUUAGCUAACGUUAACUAACUAGUUAGCUAGCUAACUACAGUAACGUUACUUAGCCGAGACCUACCUUAGCUAGCUGGUGAAGUUGGGUAACUAACGUUAGUUGGUUGUUUGCUUGCUAACGUUAACUAGCUAGAGUUAGCUGAUAUAACGUUAGCUACGAUUGUCUUUUGCUGGGUAGUUCAGACAGUUGACACUUCUCCCGAACACAUUUGAAAUGGCAAACUGACCAACAUAACUAACUGAUUAACUUCUUCACGAUUGUCAGCAAAGUAACUAACUAUCAUAACGUUAGCAUACCCCACAGUUGGCGUAUGUAGCUAGCUAUACAAGUUAGCUAGCUAACGUUAGUUAGCCAACCGAUGAUGAUUUGGUUUGCUAGCUACCUAACGUUACGUUAGCUAGUUAUAUAUCAUACUUCCGUUCUUAUAUUUUUUAGCUAAAUUGAGUUGUAAUAAGAACUACAUUAAUCUGUCACACGAUUGGGCGAUUUAAUGGUACAGUAGAUAUUUGACUUGACAAUGAUGUGAGUUAGUCAGUAAUUUUAGCCAGCAAUGCUACCGUUAGCUAGCUUUCGGUUAUGUUAAUUAGCUAGGUAGCUACAACCUAGCCAUUCUUUAUUUGACAAAGAAAAUGGCUAACUUGAUGUCUGUUUUGUAUGGCUAGAAAAUGCUAAUAAAAUAUCCUAACUUUGACAGGUUUGUACAUUUCUCAAUGAAUAAACGGCCAGACAUUGGUUGAAAUCGCAGUUGUCAGUUGUGUGACAGAUAGCUUAUCCACUGCACUCAUGAUGAUAUUAUCGUGAAUCACUACCUGGCCUGUAGCCGACUCAACUCCACGAUUUACGAUAGAGUUGAGCAGCGGCUGGUGUGGGCAGACUGGAGCUCCUUGGUCACAUACAAUUACGUUUUUUAAAAUAAAAAACUACUAAUUUCAGCAUCCAAAGAAUAGCCCGCAAUUACGUAGAAAAAUGUCGUGUGUAAUUGUGGGCUAUUCUUUGGGUGCUGAAAUCAGUCGUUUUUUAUUAAAAUUGAUUUUAUGUGACUAAGGAGCUGCACUCUGCCCACACUAGUCACUGCUCGGCUACCCGGUUUAUCAGACAGUAGCUAGCUACAUUGAUUCUGAGCCAUCCUUUUUGGUGACAGCUUUACUGAAAUAUUCCCUCUACCGAGAUGUUCUUGUUAUUAAUGUGUUUGGGAUGUGUAGGUGCCAUUUCCAUAGUAUUUACCAUAUUUGCACCUUUCUGUUGGUAGUAGGACAGAAUAGUAAUGUCUGUUUCUCUCUCUCCCCCCCCACCCCACACUUCUAGAACUCCAAUGUAGAGAACUUGCCGCCCCAGGUUCUGCGUCUGGUGUACAAAGAGGUGUCUGCACUAGCUGCAGAUCCCCCUGAGGGCAUCAAGAUCUACCCCAGCGAAGAAGACAUCACAGAACUCCAUACAGCCAUCGAGGGACCAGGUAACUCAUACCUCUGUGUCAUGGGAAAUGUUUUGUCUGCCUAGGGAAGUUGUAGUGUAGAACAUGCUUAACCAAAGGCACUUGCCCAUCGGGCAAGUACAGGUAAUGUUUUACUUGCCCAAAGGUCAUGGUCACUUGCCCAAAAAACAAAAAUGGUCUGUUACACGCACAAAUUGUUAAAAUUUCAAGUACCUUUCAUUUUAACAUUGUUUGAAACAACUGAGUGUGCUCACUCGCUUGAAAAACAAGUAAAAAGCGGAAAUAGUACUGUUUGUCCAUUUUGAGACGCUGUAGCCAGUCCUCAAAAUAGUCAGAAUUAAUCUAAGAUAACUCUGUCAUUAAUUUUGAUGUUUUUGCCAAGGAGAUCUUAGUCACACAAUUUUACAUCUAACUUAAGAUGUUUGGUGCAGUAUUUCUCAAUGAAAAUGUUAAAAUGAAAACGAGUCGUCUCUCGUUGAAUGACAACAGAAUUUACUGAAGAAUCCCUACUGUUGGCCAAUCACUAACAAAAAAAGUCACAAAAUAUUGUCUUAAUAUAUGUACAAACUUUUCCGAGCUGUUUCGGCUGGGAAGCAUGCAGACGCCUUUACUCUGACAGACUUCUGAUGAAAAGGGUUAAAGUUAUAAGUAUGAAGUAAUGAUCACAGAUGUAAAAUACUCCAUAGAGGCAUGAAAUUUAAGAGGGUCUCCGGUACUUUUGUGUACUUUUUAGCCAGUAGUUCUGAAAGUAGCGCUCAGCAGCCAAAAGUGGUACUUCGAAAUUGCAUACUGUCACGUGCAGAUAUGUGCACCAUGUCAUAUCUCUCUCUCGCUCUGCUGUGUGUAUCUUGUUGCUAGCUGUCACUCAAAUGGCGAGGAGCUGAAGCUCAUUGGCUGAAACUAAUUGCUAGGGGCUGGCCCACGUGGGGUAAAAUGUAGGGUAAAUGGUGCAGCACAGCUUCCAGAAAAGUCUCUUUCAAACUAGAGAUUUCGUGGCUAAUUCAGGUUAGACAUUGGCUAACUAGCACACAACUAGAGACAGUUGGCACAAUGGACAACUAAAUCGAAUGUUUAGGCCUAUCUUCACUGGCUAAACUGGAAAACACUUAGGCCUACUUGAGUUGCAAGGUAAUUUGUUAAAUGAAGGACUGCAAGCGCCAUUUGAGCCCUGACUUUUGCUACUGAAACAGGUGCAUCUUUCUCAUCAAUAUCACUGCAUGUUUAGCCUACUCCUGUUUUAACAGGGUGUAAUUUGCUUAUUAUUGGGAGUUGAGACAUUCAGUUGACACUAUUAGAAAGCUAAAAUUCUUCCCUUUUUAACUAUUUGAUAACUGCAUUUGGUGGCUGUUUUUCUUUUGCCCUGUUCUUGAUUUGUGAGUGUAAACUUGGCGGUCAGGCUUUUGGUAAACAUGGCGGUCAGGCUUUUGUUAAACAUGGCGGUCAGGCUUUUGUUAAACAUGGCGGUCAGGCUUUUUUUAAACAUGGCGGUCAGGCUUUUGUUAAACAUGAAACAAAGUAGACUAAUGAAUAUGCUGUUUGCCUUCAUCAAAACAAUGUUUUUGUUGCAUAUUUCCAUCUGUAACCUAUUCUAAAUGACACACUAGCAAUUCGCAAAAUAGACUAGAUGCAUUUAUUUUUCCAAAACUGCAGCUUGUAGUUGGAACACAUAUUUCCCUACUUUAAUCAACCAGUCCAUUUUGAAUAUGUGAUAAAUCUGUCGUGCUUUGGCGAGGAAUGUAGCUUGUCUACGGUUUUGUUUGUGUAUGCUAUCAGUUUGAUCCAUUUUUAUAGGCAGUAAGUUCUAUAGUUCUAAUGGGAGCUUGGGUGCCCAAUGCGUUUGUGUGGCGGGAGCGGUCGGAUCUAAAUUGAGUGAGACACAUAACGGAGGUAAAAGAGAAUGUAGGGAGAACUGUGUGAUCACUUGGCUUGAUUUAUUUUUUGUUGCGAGUCGCUUAUGCACAUGAACAAAUGGAACACUAGAGUUGACUUGAAGGAACGCUACUCUUCAGGACAAAAUUUCACAUGUCCGUUCGGCCAGCCACAAAGCAGAUUCCACCUUCCCCACUGUUCAGUUUACCUGCCCUGGGCAACUGUUAAUGUCAACCCCUGCUUGACGUGGUUUAUUUAUUGUGCUUCAAUAGAAGGAACCCCGUUUGCCGGGGGUGUUUUCCGAAUGCGCCUGGUCUUGGGGAAGGACUUCCCUGCUGCACCUCCGAAGGGCUACUUCCUAACCAAGAUCUUCCACCCAAAUGUGGGCCACAAGGGAGAGAUCUGUGUCAACGUCCUGAAGAGGGACUGGAGGGCAGAGCUGGGACUCAGACAUGUAUUACUGGUAAGAGACAUUUAAACAUCUCUAUUGGUGGUUCUUAAUAAUCCAAAAUAGCAAUGGGUGAAAGAAAAUAUUGUAUCUAGUGCAUUUUAUAUUAACAUUUUGUAUAGUCAUCUCUGCUUGGUUCAAGGAAAACCUUGAAAUAUACCCUGAUGACUCACUGGUGUUCUCUCUCUCCCUUCAGACUAUCAAGUGCCUUAUGAUCCAUCCCAACCCUGAGUCGGCUCUCAACGAGGAGGCGGGGCGUCUGCUCCUAGAGGACUAUACAGAGUAUGCGUCCCGUGCUCGCCUCCUCACUGAGAUCCAUGCCAUGGGGGGGCACGGAGGGACGUCGGGGGUGCCUCAGGACCCCGCCGAUGGCCCCCAGCCCAAAAAACACGCAGGGGACCCUACCAAGAGGGCGAUUGGGGCCAGGGGUUGCCCCUUCUGCAGCUCUGGGUAACGGAGCCAAUGGAAGCAGUAGUAGCAGCAAUAGUAAUGUUGUAGGGAAGAAGAAAACGGAUAAAAAGCGAGCGUUGAGGCGACUCUAAUGCUGCUAGGAGACUUCUCAGUGUGUGUGUGUGUGUGUG
Molecule: messenger RNA, 4885 nt
Organism: Coregonus sp. 'balchen'
Lineage: Eukaryota; Metazoa; Chordata; Actinopteri; Salmoniformes; Salmonidae
Source: the annotation of a GenBank genome assembly